Molecule: messenger RNA, 4233 nt
Organism: Myxocyprinus asiaticus (Chinese sucker)
Lineage: Eukaryota; Metazoa; Chordata; Actinopteri; Cypriniformes; Catostomidae
Product: malectin
Exons: 5
Coding region: 538-1395 (285 amino acids)
Cellular component (GO): membrane
Molecular function (GO): carbohydrate binding
Source: RefSeq, a predicted model, not a curated record
UUCAACCUGCGCUGCUGACGGCACACAUACCCACACAGUGCUGCGGCGGCCCUCUGUGGUCAGAAACUACUGUGAUUUCAGGCGCAAAAUACAUCGAAGCGUCUCCAUUGAUCACUACACUCGCAGAAUUAGCACUGCGCACGAUCAUCUAUUAAAGGGGAGAUUGCGUGAGCCGCACACAGGGGUGCAGAUGUAAGGGAAUAUACCUGCAGACAACAGCUGCCACACUGAUGACAGAGCAAAGGGGGAAGUCAGUUAGCCAGCUAACCACCCAAAGCUAAACUCCGACUAUCAGGCGGGUAAAUGUGCGUCGAUUUGGACGGCUCAACGUAAAGCAUCUGAACGGAGCCGGCCGUCCACUACAGGGAGUAUUUCGCAGACUGCACAGUAAGCCUGUCAGAUAUUGGCUGAUAUUGCUUGAGUGUCAGGUCUAGCAUUUGGCACACUGGCAUUCUGGUUUGACUUCCGCACAUAUACUGCUCUUCCACCUUUAGUUUUUGCUUUAUUUUGUAUUUUCCCCUCUGACUGUAUUAGACUAUGAGGAGGGUGACCGUGCACUGUGUUGCCCGGCUCUUGCUCGCGGCGUUGUGGCUGCUGGUGGAAGAGUGUCGGGCUGAGAGCGGGGCCCCGAGUCUGGCUGAGCGAGUUAUCUGGGCUGUAAACGCCGGCGGGGACGCGCACACAGACGUGCACGGCAUUCAUUAUAAAAAAGAUCCACUGGAAGGAAAAUUGGGGAAAGCAUCAGACUAUGGUGUUCGGCUGCCUAUACUGCGCUCCAGUCCAGAGGAUCAGAUUCUCUACCAGACGGAACGCUACAAUGAGGAUACAUUUGGAUAUGAAGUACCCAUCAGGGAAGAGGGAGACUAUAUACUAGUCAUGAAAUAUGCUGAGGUUUACUUCGCUCAGUCUCAACAAAAGGUUUUUGAUGUGCGUUUGAAUGGCCAUGUUGUGGUGAAAGAUCUGGAUAUCUUUGACCGUGUGGGCCACAGCACAGCUCAUGAUGAAAUAGUGCCAUUUUCAAUAAAAAGAGGAAAACUGAGUGUGCAUGGAGAAGUUUCUACCUUUAAUGGGAAACUCACGGUAGAGUUUGUAAAGGGUUACUAUGACAACCCCAAGGUUUGUGCACUGUAUGUGAUGAAGGGCAAGCUAGAAGAUGUUCCAAAACUACAGCCACAUCCUGGGCUGGAGAAGAGAGAGGAGGAUGAGGAGGAAGAAGAUGAGGUUGAGGCUGGAGAAGGCGAAAAGAAGAGUGCCUCCACCGCUUCCAAGAAUCCUGUUCGGUCCGGUCCACGCACCCCCAACCCAUAUGCUACUGAUAACAGCAGCCUGAUGUUCCCUAUACUAGUGGCGUUCGGGGUCUUCAUCCCCACCCUCUUCUGCCUCUGCCGACUGUGAAGGGAACCAGGUGAACGAGAGAGGGAGAGGAAAAGCGAUUGACAUCAGGCUGUGAAGGGGUGGGGGGAGGGACACACAGCUGCGGGGACAGGAAGGAAUACAGAUUGAAGUUAUAACAGAUAGAGAGAAAACAAAAGAUGAGUGAGGAACUCAGCAUGCAGAAAUGUGGAGGUUUGAGAGAUUGCUCCUCAUUGAAAAAGGUGACCCAGAAAAUACGAGGGCGAGGGCGAGAUCAUGUGUGUGUGUGUGUGUGUGUGUGUGUGUGUGUUUGUACACAUUUAAUAUCAGUUUUAGUUUGAGGAGAUCCAAGAGGUAUUGAAUAAAUGCACACCUACACACACGUGAGGCAGGACAAACCACUUUGCAAACCUGGUUUGUCUGGUCUUGCAAGAGAUAAGAGGAAGAGUUUGGGACGCUCCUAGAUCACCUGUCCUAAUUCAUAGUAAAUUAUUGGCUAGGAGUAUUUUCUGAUCACCUAUAGCAUUGAUCUGCUGUUCAUUGGCCUCCAGUGGGAGGCAGAAAUAGUACAGGAAACCUCUGAAGCCCUUAUUGACACAACCCUCAGUGGCAGGUAAUCAGGAGAUAUAUUAAACACUCAAAGCUUUCUGUUACUCCAGGUUCUUUCAUUGUCUUCAUGAUUUAAAGAAGCAUUAAGAACAAUGUUAAUCACCUUAUUUCCCAUUCUUCAAUUACAUAUUUGCAUAGCAACACAUUUUAAUAUCCAGCUGUAAAUUAUUCUUUUUUCCCCAUUCACAAGGACAGUUUGGUCUCAAAAUUACUGCAUAUCUUCUGCAUUAAAUAAUACAUGCAAUUUUCUGCUAAAGUUGGGCAUAGUUGUUCCCCCUUUAAUUAGGAACAUAAAGUGGGUCUUUCAUAAACUGGCAUUUGGGUCCCAGACAUUAAGAUUGUAUUGAGCAGAAGUGCUAAUUGAAAGUUUUAAAUGCCCAUAUUUCUCCACUCAUAUAGGUACAUGAUGUGUCUUGGAAAGCAUUUGAUUUGAUUGGUCAGUGUGCAUUAUUGUCUAAAUUAACAUUGCAUGGACUUUUGUCAUUACCAUGUUUUCUUUUUGCCACUAUCACUGAGUUUUCCUCCAGGCCCUUUUUUAACACCACCACCAAAGAAACUUUUUGAUUUAUGUGUGUUUACACAUAAUACCACCAGUUGUGGUGAAAAUGAAAAGUGUUUCCUGAUAAUGCUAUGAUUGACAAAUGUUGCCUGCGAUCGAUUGCGUCCAAUGAUGCAUAGUUCAACAGAUACAUGCCUGCCAUACACUGUGAAGUAUGGAUGCAGAUGUGAAGCAUGAAUUUUGUAUUCAAAGUGGCUUAAUUUCAGUGCUGUCAUUUAAGCUCGCACUCCUUUGUGAUUUAAUGAUAAUUGCGACUGUUGAGUGGUGGCCGAAAGUGAACUUUCACCAAAUCUGGGAACAUUUGCAUUCCACCUCAUCAAUUUAAUUUCUUUGAAAAAUGCAUUCUCUCAGCAUGUUUUGUGACUAGUAUAUGUUAUGUCUUACAAUUUGUAUCCUUUUUGUCUCUACGAUCAUGGCUGUAUGUCGUUUUUUCACCCAGGUAUUUCUAAACUGCAAUUUUGUUCAUUUAAUUUUGGUCAUACAAGCUUGCCUUAAAAUGUGAUUUGUGUGCUACCAAGAGACCACCUCUCACACUGCUGAAACCAUCGGACUCUUUCAAUAAUGACACAAUCAUGCCACUGUACUGUUUGAUUGUGUCCCAUGUGUGAGUGCUUGACCCUUUCUCUUCCGUUAACUUGUAAAAUAAAAUACUUAUGUUGGUCUUCACCCUCUCACGAUGGGAGGGCAGCGUUUUGCCUUUCAUGAUAACAUUGAAGCACCUUUUUCAGUUAUUAGAGUGUUGCAGAAAGUUGUUUGCUUAUUGUCGCCAAAGUCACGAGUUUUGUUGUUCCUCUUAUGAACUUUUACACGGUGCAUGUGUAUAUAAGGUACUUUGUUCACAUUUGUUGUGCCAUACGGUUAUUUUUCUUUUGCUGUUUGUUAAUGCUCUUACUAUUGGGGUGUCUGGGUUUUUAAAUCACUUGUUAAAGUUUGAAGGAGUAGCCUUGAAAUUUGUUCUGGUUGUGGAAAUGGUCUUUAUAAUGACAGUGAUAUGGUUUGCAGAUAGUCACAGACACUCUGACUUAUUGUCAGAAAGCGCUUGAAUCAUUUUGAGAGUAGUUAAUUUACGGUUGGAUUUCUUUUUAUGUUGUAUAAUAUAAGCAAAGGAUAUGGGUUGAAUAUUAAAAAUAUGGACACUUUGUCAAAAGCAGUUGCUUUUUCCUCAGGAUCUUUAGAUUUACUAGUGUGAAUUAUUGCACUGUCGGAUGUUUGUUUUUAAAGCAUUUUUGGUUUCUUUUUAGGUUUCUUUUUAUUUUCUGUUUUUCAUCAUGUACUUUUCCCUGUUGCCUUAAAUUUGAAUACAUCCUCAUGUGCUUUAACAUUAUGUGCUCUCAGAUUUGAUCUCUGUUAAUUUGUUGCAUUGUGGUUCAUCUUUUCUUUGUUUUGUCACCUGAUCAAAAUACACAUCUCCUUGGACAGUAGCCGAAGACCACAUGGAGGUCCUUCAUUGUGCCCUCUUUCGUGAAGAGUUCAUGUGUAUUGCUUCAUGCCACACAAACUGUUGUCGCAGGAUGUAGUUCCUCGGAUAAUGUUAGACAUGUCUCUGUUGAACUACCAGUCCCCCUUUAACCCUCCUCCCUGUGAACUGAACAGAACAUGGAAACUGGUGAAAUAAUAACAGAACUGUUACCCCCACUGUCCUAGAGAGGCUUCUGAACUGAGAACUGCAAAUUGAUGCGGUUUCUUUUUAAUAAAUGUGCUAUUUUAUCUAA